Maniola jurtina (meadow brown) is the source of this 2295-nucleotide messenger RNA. RefSeq names its product sodium/potassium/calcium exchanger 4-like. The transcript is spliced from 10 exons. Lineage: Eukaryota; Metazoa; Arthropoda; Insecta; Lepidoptera; Nymphalidae. Gene Ontology annotation, cellular component: membrane. The record is from RefSeq and is a predicted model, not a curated record. Gene Ontology annotation, biological process: calcium ion transmembrane transport; intracellular calcium ion homeostasis. Bases 164 to 1795 code for a protein of 543 amino acids. Gene Ontology annotation, molecular function: calcium channel activity; calcium, potassium:sodium antiporter activity.
AUUGAAACCCUUGGAGUGAUGAGACGUAGCAAUCGGUAUUUAAUUGCUAAAAUGUUUUGUAAAUAAAAAAAUAAAUUUGGCCAGUAUUGUGUCGAAAAGCAACGAUCAUACAUCGGUGGUGUGAUUGCUUUCUUGGCCUGGCGUUCUUGGAUUGAAACGGAAAAUGGUUUACCAUUCGGUUUUUGUUGUCUUAACGAUAUGGAUAUCGAUAUCAUCCAAUGCGGCUCUCGAAGAUUUUAAUGCAACGGGAGAUGAUUCGGAUUACUUGACGGUGUUGAACGACCGUGGUGAGACAGUGUACAUCACGAGAGAACUUUUGAAUAAGCUCAUAGACGAGGCAGGUACUUGGCACUGGAAGCCUUGGCUGAGGACCAAGACAGAGAUGCUCGGGAAUAUUAUUCAAGAAGUGGAACGCAUUGCACAGGACUCUGUCGAACAUUUUCCCGACAGCAUUUUCACGGAUGAACAACUACGGCAGGGUGCGUUCUUAUGCUACGUAAUGUUCGGCAUUUAUUCAUUCACUUUGCUGGCCAUUGUGUGUAAUGACUACUUCAUACCAUGCGUCGAAAUGAUAUGCGAAGACUUGAAGAUACCUCAGAACGUGGCAGCGGCUACAUUCAUGUCGGUUGCCACGUCAUGCCCGGAGUUCUUCGUCAACGUGAUAUCGACUUUCCUUACGCAGUCCGACAUGGGCAUAGGAACCAUAGUCGGUUCAGCCAUAUUCAAUCUAUUGGGAGUCGCUGCAAUUGGGAGUCUUGCAGCUGUAACACCGAUCGCAAUAGAUUUUCGCCCAGUAACAAGAGAUGUGAUUAUAUACAUGAUGACCGUCGGGGUGCUCGUGGCGAUAGUGUGGGACGGCCAGGUGGUCUGGUAUGAGGCACUGGUCCUUGGCAUACUUUACAUAUGCUACUUCAUCUUCAUCUUCAACAGUAUGAAAAUUUUCGACCUCAUCGAGAGGUUGUUCAUGGCUUGCAAACAGAAAGGACCAUCGAAUGACACCGUGAACACCGCGAACACCGCGAACACCGUGACCACCAUUAGUAAGUCGAUAGAAGAGAUAACUGAAGAGAAGGACAUAAACAAUACUGAAUCGCAAGUGAAUGAAAUUUCAAGCAAUGGAAAACCUGUCAUCGAUCAUAAGGAAGAAGAAGCCGUGGUGAAACCAAAGAAAAGUGUAUUUCGAUUCCCAAAAGAGAACUCAAUGACCUACAGGAUAUGGUGGGUUUACACAUGGCCACUCAAGUUAUUGCUUAGUGCAACCAUACCCUCGCCCAUGACCUACAGAAGAAUAUACCCGCUGUCCUUCUUAAUGUGCAUCAUUUGGAUCGGCGUUAACUCCUACUUAAUCUCUUGGAGCAUGACAGUGAUAGGGCAUACGUUUUAUAUCCCUGAGUCGGUGAUGGGCAUGACCUUCCUCGCGUUCGGCGGCUGUUUGCCUGAAGCUUGCUCCAUAUUCAUCAUGUCCAGGAGAGGCGAAGGAGGAAUAGGCGUAUCCAACGCCUUAGGAGCCAAUACUCUAGCGAUUUUAUUCGCCCUAGGGUUGCCCUGGCUCAUUAAGACCCUCACAUUGCUGGUGCAGGGUUACGACACUGCAGUCACGAUCAACUCGGCGGGCAUCGACUUCAUCGUCGGCUCUCUAUUGGUGGCUGCUUGUUGUCUGUGGAUAGCCUUGUACAUCGGAAAAUUCAAGCUGAGAAGAAGUGUUGGAUUUCUAUUGGCAGCAUUGUAUUUAAUUUUUAUCACAUUUGCGAUACUUGUCGAAAUGGGAAUCAUUUUGGACAGAGAAGGGUUUUGAAGCAUUUUCUGAGAAAAUGGACUAUAUUUCGUGCUUUUUUCAAUUGGGAACGUAUGCAUGCAGCGGUUGUGCAUUUUUCUCACUUAGUUUUUUGGCACCCGCUCUUGAUUGGGAUACGACCGCUUAUUAAAUCUUUUCAUUGUCAUACAAAACUCAAGUCAGGGGGCACGGCAAGACGAGCCCCCGUCAAGACGAGCCAAACGGCGGAUUCGUUUUAUACACAAGAUGAUGACCACCCCGCUGGGACCGUUCCCAUCUGAGAUGCAGACUAUGUAUUAUAAAGUAUUCUCAAUAGUUCAGGUAUAGGAUUUUGCAUUUAAAUGUCGUGCCUUAGGUACUUGACGUGUUAGGUACGUAACGAGAGAUAUCAUUUUCUAUUAGUAUAUAUACUAGUCGAAUGGACAGAAUUCCAUUGUUAUAUUGUGAUUUUAAUUCUAGUUAAUUUUAUCGUAAACUGAGUGAAGCGAGGCUCUUGAGAGUUAAAAUACAUUGUAGGUAUU